AUGUCGGGCCGUUUCUCAUCAGAGCACUCUCGCUCUGCUUCACGAUCAUCGCAGACACGACUAUCCCAGAGUGAUUCCAUGCAUCGCCAGUCCGGUCGCAACUCCCGCGUUUCAAACCCCAACGUGUUCGCCGAUGAGUACUCGUUAGAGCCCAUAGACGCCGACCGCAUCGAACGCCCUCACAGUCCCUCUUCCAUCGCCUCCUCCGCCACACUACGUGAACACAUCCCGAAAACCGUUAGUACCGCAACAACUGAGAACGAAAAUCCAUUUGGGGAUGACGCCCGGGUCUCAUUCGAUGAGCCUCAUCGAUCAAGUCUGCCCCAAAAGGGGCUAGGGUUCUCCAAUAAUCGAAACUCGACCACCUCUCUCAACUCCACCCCUUCAAUGAUUCAGCGAAAUCAAAGCGUCUCUUCCCGUUUCUCGAUUCCCCGUGCCCUCAGCCCUUACACCGGAGCCACCGGACCCAGCCAUCCUUAUGGUAUGUAUCCACAAGUGGGCGUCAGCCGGUCGCCUAGUGUAGGAAGCACAUCGACAAUACGUCCAGUCGAGCGUCCGAUCGAAGAUUCCACUGGUCCUCAACACCCCUACGCGAUGUACUCGCAGAACGUGGUGGAGGAAGGAAUGGAUGAUGAUAUCAUCCCGGUCGGGUUCCCUGGUCACAACCCACCGUAUCAACCGCCCGCUGGCCGCCAGGAUGAUGAUGUGGGUGAUAUCAUUGGACCAGAUGGUCACACAGAGCCACUGCCCCCUUAUUCACGAUACCCAACCGGCGUCAUCCCUAAGCCCCCAGGGGCCGAGGCCGAGACAAUGGCCGAUCUCAACACACCCCCAGAAGAACAUCGUCUCAAUAAUGAAAGCCCAAGAGCCCUUCCUGUAUCAGAAACGUCAUCAAGGGCGUUGGUACCUGAACAAUCUGCUGGUGGAAAUGAAGAUCACAACGGGGAGGAAAGGGCCGCUGCGACCACGGGCAUUAUGGCCUUCGAAGAAAAGCUCAAACGCAAGGGGAAGCAAACCGCCUGUUGCGGUCUCCCCGUGUGGACACUGGUCCUCAUCGCUACAGUGAUGCUCAUUGGAGGGUGUAUUGGAGGUGUCAUCGGUGGUGUCCUGGGAACCAAGCGAGCGGCCGAAGCUGCCAAGGAAGACCAAGAAGCUCAAAAGUCACACGGUCCGCCAAUUGUGACGGUGACUGCCUCUGCUCAAAUGGAUGCCUCUAUGAUCUCUACGCCCACUAAUAUCAAAUCCAUCCCCACUGGCAGCUAUAUGCUUCCUGCCAAUUACCAGAACGGCUCGGGGCUUUGCGUGGACGAGUCGGAUUAUGGAAAGCCUUGGAAAUGUCAGCAAACACCAAGUGAAUUUGAGAUUUUUGUCGGCGAGUCACGAGGCCAGCACUCAAUCGUCUUCGAUUACGGUGGUCCAACACCGACUUUCACAUAUGGUGCUCAAGCGCCUUACUGGUCCUCCUCGCCUACACAGGCACUCAGCAUGGCCGUUGAUACCACCGAUCUUGGCAUGGGCCCUGCUUUGUUCUUCAUCUCCCCCUUCGACAAAUUGGUCAUCGUUCCAGAGAACGAUAUCACUGGUAGUACUAUCACGAAGCGCGGGUGGGUUGAAGAUGGAUGGGCACAAGCAGAGGCUUAUAAGAACUUCAAGCAAACUGCCUCAGUCGGCGACAAGCCAUGGUUCUGCUGGUGGAACAACACGAUGAUGGAAUUCUUCAUGUACGUCAAUCAGUCGACCUCGGCGUCAUCCAGUACCACCGCAUCUGUCGACAGCAACAUGGCGGCAAGCACAGCCGGCGUUCAAGCCAACUCCAAACGCGACUCCAUCGCCGACUACCCUCGCCGGAUCAAGAUAGAAGAGCGCCGUGACGAUCCCAGGCGUGAAUCGCCUUAUUGUCAACAAAUGAUGAUCCGUAAAGACGGCGGCUUAGCGCUUCUUUCUGGCAACCUCAUCAACAUCAAGGAGAAUGAGCCCACACCCACAACCACUUACACCAAUUACAACGGCGGUACCGCUCAGACAUACACUGCACAGGCAUCCUACGCCAGCGCAUGCUUCUGCCAGUCUCUGACAGACUAG
Messenger RNA from Penicillium brevicompactum, 2082 nucleotides. RefSeq lists its product as uncharacterized. The transcript has a single exon. NCBI's taxonomy places the organism in Eukaryota, Fungi, Ascomycota, Eurotiomycetes, Eurotiales, Aspergillaceae. The coding region runs from base 1 to 2082 and encodes 693 amino acids. The record is from RefSeq and is a predicted model, not a curated record.